UACUUCUUCUUAAGGGUCCUCAUAUUUUGUGCUUCCAAGUGGAUGUAUGCUGCAAAACAGUGAAAAUGCUAAUGGCCAAUCUCUGGAAGAAGAUUCCGCAUGGGAAGCUUUGCUGAAUUUUUUCUUUCCAACAACUUGCAUUCUGAGGGAAAAUCAGAUGGCAAAGCCUUGUAAUGAGCUGCAAGAUCUUAAUGAGAGUGAAUGUCUGAGCUACAAAUGCUGUUUUUCAUCAUUGGGGACCACGAGCUUCAAAUGUUUUGCUCCAUUAAGAGAUGAGCCUAAACAGAUGAUGCGAAUGUUUGGGCUUGGUGCAAUCAGCCUGAUCAUCCUGGUAUAUCUGCCCAUUUAUUGCUGCUCUCUUUUCUGGAGAAGAGAAUGGGCCAAAUACUUACGAAGGGAGGACAACAGAGUUGUAAUGGGUUUGAAGAAACAAAGAAGGAAGCGAAAGAGGAAGUCUAAAAUGUUACAGAAAGCAGCAAGAGGAGGUGAGGAACAUGGUGAAGAGUAGCAAGAGACCAAAGUAACAGAAGAUGACGUACUGGCAAACUGAAAAUACCAUUAUUUUCCCCUCAAGACAACAGAAGCCAUUCAGAGCAGAGGGGACUGUCUCAGCCAUCCAAACCUCAUGGAGCAUUUUGGAAAGUAAAAAAUUGGUUCUUAUUUUUGUCAUGUUUACUUUCAAACAUGAAAUAAAAUUGAGUUCUGUUUUCGUGCAUCAAA
Molecule: messenger RNA, 720 nt
Organism: Symphalangus syndactylus (siamang)
Lineage: Eukaryota; Metazoa; Chordata; Mammalia; Primates; Hylobatidae
Gene: FMR1NB
Product: FMR1 neighbor
Source: RefSeq, a predicted model, not a curated record